GACAACCGAACCUCAAAACCUCGUCCUCACUUCAUUGUUUUGGAUCUUGUCUUUCUCACUUUAACGUUGUAGAAAAAAGUAAAAGAAAAAAAAGACAAAACAAACCAACGGCGCAGCAUGCAUGAAUUCUGCUGGCACCAAAUGUAACUCUAGAUAUUGUAUGCAACAAGCUGGUAAAUGGGUAAUAAUGGUAAAUGGAAUAUUUGUGCACUAAGAAGAAGUUCAAAAGCAUCAUCAUCAUUUUCUACUUCCAUGAAGCUCUUGUUGUCAUUGGUGCCUCUUAUCCUUGUUGCGGUUGUUGGGAUUGUUUCUUUAAUAAGUCCAAUCAUUUUGAGAUGUGAUUUUAUUGGAAAAAGUGCUUUUUUUUCGAGCUUUGUUAAUUCUUCUUCUUUUUCUUCAAACUUGUCAUUAUUUGAUGAGAAUGAGAAAAAAGGGAUUGUGGAGUUGAGAUCUGAAACGACGGUGGAAGUUAAUAAUACUCACAAUGCUACCUUCAAUCAUUCCUCUAAUUCAAUACAAACACUUCAACAAACUAAUGAAAGUUAUGUAGCUCAUCAGAAAAUGAAGCAACAAAGAAAGUUCAGCAUCUUAGAUAGAACUGAAGCCGGUCUAUUACAAGCUCGAGCUGCUAUUAGAGAAGCCACCAAUCAAACAUUACAAGAUCCAGACUAUGUUCCAAUAGGUCCAAUGUAUUGGAAUGCUAAGGCAUUUCACAGGAGCUACUUAGAAAUGGAGAAACAGUUCAAAGUAUUUGUAUAUGAAGAAGGGGAGCCACCAGUUUUUCACAAUGGACCAUGCAAAAGCAUAUACUCCAUGGAAGGGAACUUUAUCCAUGCUAUUGAAAUGAAUGAUCAAUUUAGAACAAGAGAUCCUGACAAAGCACAAGUAUUUUUCCUUCCAUUCAGUGUGGUAAUGUUGGUUCGAUUCGUCUAUUUAAGAGACUCUCGUGAUUUUGGACCUAUAAGAAAAACUGUCAAUGACUAUAUCAAUGUCAUUGCUGGAAAAUAUCCUUAUUGGAACCGUAGCCUUGGAGCUGAUCAUUUCAUGCUAGCUUGCCAUGAUUGGGGGCCUGAGACAUCAUUCUCCGUACCAUACCUACACAAGAACUCAAUCCGUGUACUAUGCAAUGCCAACACCUCAGAAAAAUUCAACCCUUCAAAGGAUGUUUCAUUCCCCGAAAUCAAUCUCCAAACAGGUUCAAUAAACGGUUUCAUAGGUGGACCAUCAGCAUCCAAACGUCCAAUAUUAGCUUUCUUUGCUGGAGGACUUCAUGGCUACAUAAGAUCCAUUCUCCUUGACCAUUGGGAAAACAAAGAUCAAGACAUCAUGGUACAAAAGUAUCUUCCAAAGGGUGUUUCUUACUAUGAAAUGUUGAGGAAGAGCAAGUUCUGUCUUUGUCCAAGUGGGUAUGAGGUUGCUAGUCCAAGGGUAGUUGAGGCUAUUUACACAGGUUGUGUUCCUGUAUUGAUUUCAGAACAUUAUGUUCUUCCAUUUAGUGAUGUUUUGAAUUGGAAGUCUUUUUCUGUUGAGGUUAAGGUGGAGGAUAUUCCUAAUUUGAAGGAUAUUUUGAUGAGGAUUUCGACAACACAGUAUAUAAGAAUGCAGAGAAGAGUUGGACAGAUUAGGAGACACUUUGAGGUUCAUUCUCCACCUAAGAGAUUUGAUGUGUUUCAUAUGAUCCUUCAUUCUGUUUGGCUUAGAAGAUUGAACUUCAGGGUCCAUGAUGAUCAAUAAAUAAACUUUCCUCCUAUGUCCUAACUUAUGUGAUCAUCUUUUACAAUUCACAAUCUAAUAUGAUGGAUGGAGUGAUUUUAUGUUUUUCUGUUCUGUAUAUUAUGCAGGAAAAGUUAUAUUUCACCAAAAAAAAUGCAAGAAAAGUUAUAAUAUUAUGGAAACUUUGGAAA
Messenger RNA from Cicer arietinum (chickpea), 1904 nucleotides. Its product is annotated as probable glycosyltransferase At5g03795. Lineage: Eukaryota; Viridiplantae; Streptophyta; Magnoliopsida; Fabales; Fabaceae. The record is from RefSeq and is a predicted model, not a curated record. Gene Ontology annotation, molecular function: glycosyltransferase activity.